GGGAGCUCGCGCCAGGAGCUGAGGGGAGGGGAGGAGUGCGCAGUGGCGCGCCGCCUGGCGGGGCGGAAAGUUUUCCUGACGGAGUUUUGGCGGCGGCCGAGCGGGCCAUGGACGCGCUGAAGUCCGCGGGGCGGGCACUGAUCCGGAGCCCCAGCCUGGCCACGCAGAGCUGGGGGGGCGGCGGCCGUCACCGCAAGCUGCCAGAGAACUGGACAGACACCCGGGAGACACUGCUCGAGGGCAUGCUCUUCACCCUCAAGUACCUGGGCAUGACACUGGUGGAGCGGCCCAAGGGCGAGGAGCUAUCAGCCGCUGCUGUCAAGAGGAUCGUGGCCACGGCCAAGGCCAGUGGGAAGAAACUACAGAAGGUGACUCUCAAGGUAUCGCCACGAGGAAUUAUCCUGACUGAUCACCUCACCAACCAGCUCAUUGAGAAUGUGUCCAUUUACAGGAUCUCCUACUGCACAGCAGACAAGAUGCAUGACAAAGUGUUUGCAUACAUCGCCCAGAGCCAGCACAGUGAGAAUCUCGAGUGCCAUGCCUUCUUCUGCACCAAGCGGAAAAUGGCGCAGGCUGUCACCCUCACUGUGGCCCAGGCCUUCAAAGUUGCCUUUGAGUUCUGGCAGGCAGCCAAGGAAGAGAAAGAAAAGAGGGAGAAAGCCAGCCAAGAGGGAAGUGACACGCUGGGGACCCACCAUGACAAAACACCUUCAUUGAAAAGCUUGGUCACCACUGGGAACCUGCUGGACUUGGAAGAGACCACCAAAGCCCCACUGUCCACAGUCAGUGCUAACACUAAUAAUGUGGAUGAAGCACUGCGGCCUCAAGCCUUGAGCAGCAGCAGUGUCAUCUGGGAGCUGGACGAUGGCCUGGAUGAAGCAUUUUCUAGGCUGGCACAGUCGAGGACGAACCCCCAGGUCCUGGACACAGGACUGUCACCACAGGACAUCCAUUAUGCCCAGUGCCUCUCUCCUGUCGACUGGAACAAGCCCGACACCAGUGGCACUGACCAGGAUGACCUCUUCGGCUUCUGAGGGCCUGGGGCCAGCAGGAUACAACCAGCCCUGACACAUGACCACCGAAAGCCACCUGUGGUGGGGGAACCAGCUCCAAGCCCUUUCAGCCACCCCUUCCAGCCCACAGCAACGUCAGCCUGCAGAUCAAAGCUGCAGCCAGUCAAGCAAGGGGAAGGAGAGAGAUUUUUUUUAACCUCCUCUUUCUCUGAACUGAAAGAAGCUUUGAAUAUUUAUUUAGUGACUCUUGGUCUGUGCUUGGAAGCCAGUUUUCCAUCACACACAUAAGGGGUGCAGUGCUGUGAUUGGCCUUGUGCUCUUUCUCUUCUUGAGCCAGCUCUGCUCUCUGUGUGUCAGGACAGUGACCAAAGCAUUUCUUGUCCCUCCUCCUUUCUAAGAACCCGGAUUUCCCCAAGGACAUCCCCACUCCUUAUGGAAAGCAGCCAGAACUCGUCAUCUUCUGAGCUCAGGAGGAGCCUGCCACCUCUGGCUAGGCCUGGGUCCUCAGGCUUGCCUUCCUCAGGGUCCAGCAGGCCUGGGAUCAAUCCCUGGCCUUGGAGCUCUCAGGAGGCAACCCUUCACCAAAGAUAACACAUAGCUUGGCACUUUAAAGCUUACAGCAGAUGUAGCCCCAGGGGCUCCUCCGUGGUGCUGAACUGAGUAGAGCUUUCUUUCUGCCCUUCCUUCUUGAAGGGGCCCCACCUGUGCUGCGGCCCAGUGUGACGGGCUGCCCAUGACUUCCAGAGUCUGAUUAACCCCCUCCCUCCUCAUACUUCCUGGGAUGAUGUAUGAAAACUAGCACCUAGGUUCAUGUAGGACUAUUUUGCAGCCAUUUCACAGAUGAAGAAACUGAGACCACACACAUGGAAAGGGUGGAGUCAAGUAGAACCCAGACCUGAUGCCAAAGCUGCUUUCUCUGCUGCCACCUCUCACAACUCACACCUCUUUUUUUCUAGCUUUGUUGUCCUCCCAGGAACCAAAAAUCCCCAGCUAUUUUCUGACCAAAAUGUGUUUCAUAACAAACCAUCUGGUGCCUUUCCACACAGAACUGGCACAAGACUCUGUGCCCUGCUGGCUUUCUCACUGUCGAUUUCCAUGAAGAUGCAAGUUUUUGAAGUCUGCUAAAUCCAAGGGUGAAACAAAAUCCAACUCCAUAAGCAUCACGCUGUUCUCUUUCCUGACACUGCAGCCCGGUCAGGACAUCCUAGCAGCAAGCUGUCUUUAGAAUCUCUCUUUUCUUCCUCCCCACUUGGCCCUUGGGCUCUGGCAUCCUGAAACCCAGCCAAGCCUGGAGCAUCUUUCCCAUCCCGAGGUGCCUCCCAGCAGCCUGGCUUGUCAGGGCAGGUUUCUGCAUCCCCAGGAAACACAGGCAUUUCUUAGAAGCUGCGUCUCUAACUGAGGCCCUGUAUCAGAAUAGGCCUGGAGGAGGGGCUCAUAGGACCUUCAUCAGAAGGAAGGUGACUUCCUUUCCCUAUCCAGCGUCCAUGCCCCUGCAUCCCCUCAGACUGGUUUCAGCCUCUGUGGUUGUUGGGGCAGCAGGGUUGAGGCAGCUCACAGGCUGCCCUUGGCACAAGGCACCCGUGGGCCUUCUGUGUUGUACUGGCCACACUGUGGCCAUCGUUGGUCCCUUGUUGACAGCUGUCUGUGCUUCCCGAGUGUCGACAGCCAAAGUCUUGUGCAUUGCUUUGUGACGCUGUAAAAGGAGGCUAAUGAGGGAAAAAAACAAAUAAUAAAUGUUCUCUUUUUGAAAUACAA
Heterocephalus glaber (naked mole-rat) is the source of this 2768-nucleotide messenger RNA. RefSeq names its product low density lipoprotein receptor adaptor protein 1 (gene Ldlrap1). Gene Ontology annotation, cellular component: early endosome. Lineage: Eukaryota; Metazoa; Chordata; Mammalia; Rodentia; Bathyergidae. The record is from RefSeq and is a predicted model, not a curated record.